Messenger RNA from Struthio camelus australis, 1334 nucleotides. The record is from RefSeq and is a predicted model, not a curated record. NCBI's taxonomy places the organism in Eukaryota, Metazoa, Chordata, Aves, Struthioniformes, Struthionidae.
UGCCACGCAGCUCCCCGGUGCUGUCCUCCUUUGUGCCUCCGCCUUUAUCCUCCCGGAGCUGAAUGGGAAUGAACUUUUCCAUGUAGUUCUCUUUUUAAAUGUUAAUUAAGUGGUUUUAAAAUGACUUCAGCCAUCAUGAAUACAGCUGCAGCAUCGCUCCGUGUGUCCCUCCCCGCCACCGUCUCCUUGCCCGGUUCAUUUUCUGGUGGCCGCCAGGCCAUGGCUGACUGUGGCUCUUUCCAGCCCAUGUAGUAUGAGGGCAGGAGAGGGAGGUUGGCACCAGUGACAAAGCUAAGAGAGGGACAAGGAGAAAAAGUCCAUCUCUGGGAACCCAUCCUAUCUGGCUGACCCAGACAGCAUCCUCCAAACAGCGUUGGUACCUGCUGUUCCUGGGUGUUGGGACAGCCCUGUCCCACCUGCCUAGGGUGGCAUGCCACGCAGGUCACCAUGUCCCAGGUGGCCAUAUAGGCUCUCUGGGAGCCCUGUGCCAUGUGGCCAGGAGGCUGUGCCAGCACCUGGGGUUUAUUAAGAGGGACACUUCUCCCACGGCAGAGAAAAGACAGCGUUCGGCUGUCAGGGGAUCGCUGCUGAUGCUGCUGGACGCAGCAGAGCUGCUCGCGGGUCGUCGUUCUGGGUUUGCCCCCCGGUUGUCCCCAUGGCUUGCCUCUGGGCUCACUCUGGGCUCCUGGCUCGGCCACCCGCUGCGAGGGCUCGGGGUGCGCAGGGUGCCAGCCGCUCCGUUUCUCCUCUGCAGAGGCAAGCAUGGCGUCGGGCGGAUCGACAUUGUGGAGAACCGCUUCAUCGGGAUGAAGUCCAGAGGUAUCUAUGAGACCCCAGCGGGAACGAUCCUAUACCAUGCGCAUUUAGAUAUCGAGGCCUUCACCAUGGACCGGGAAGUACGGAAAAUCAAGCAGGGGCUCGCCGUGAAAUUCUCCGAGCUGGUGUACAACGGCUUCUGGCACAGCCCCGAGUGUGAAUUCAUCCGCCACUGCAUCAGCCACUCCCAGGAGCUGGUGGAGGGCAAAGUGCGCCUCUCCGUCUUCAAGGGCCAGGUCUACAUCUUGGGCCGAGAGUCCCCACAGUCCCUGUACAAUGAGGAGCUGGUGAGCCUUUGAGUGACGGCGUCACAGGAGCCCGGCAGAAAGCGGUGCGAGGCAGAGCUGGGUGGAAAUGCCUCCGCACAGUAGGUAGAAAGUAACGUAAUUAUAGAGCAGGUCAGAACCACUCGAAUGAGCAAAAAUAAAAGCACAGAGGUUUUUCUGCAGCCCGUCAGGGGAGGUAAAAUCAUUGUAAACUCUUUUUUUUUAUUUUUUUAUUUUUUUUAGUUUCCACCC